AUUUUUUUUUUUCAAAGAUGGCGUCAAUGCAGUUAACGGAUGAGGAGCUUUUCUUGGAAUUAAAGCGCUUCGGUUUCACCCCAGGCCCGGUUACAGAAAAUACGCGCCCAGUUUAUUUGAAGAAACUGAAGAAGUUUCGCGAAGAGCAACAGCAGCGAGGACCAAGACCGAGCAAAACCCGUAGCGGAUCAAUAGCCUGCACCGCUGGUGUCGGUAGCACUAUAGCGUCUAGGCCAGUCAGCCAUGACGUCACGCAUCUGAGCUCUAACAGGAGACCGGGACGGAAGUCUUGUGUCCUCGGCUUCAGCUCCGACGAGUCUGAUGUUGAAACUCAAGUGAAAGGUAAGGCCCUCGAUCACCGCGGUAAGGCGAACCGAAGCCCCUAUUUGCAACGACAACCUAAGAUAAGGCCGUUUACAGCAUUGAGCGUGGGUCGGAACAGUCAAUUUGACGCUGGGAGUACACCAAAUAUCUCUUCCACGGAAGCGGACGGACAGAGAAGUGUCUCGGUCGGUUGGGAAGUUGGUGCGAGACCCAGGCCCGAUACAAAAUGUAGGCAUGAUGACGAAGCGGGGGAUGAGAGCGAUUGUGAGCAGGAAUCGGAGAAGAACUCUCAUUGUUUAAAUGGCCGAGGAGCUUCUCGUCCAGAAAAUCUCACUGUGGAUUAUUCAGACUCGGAGGAAGAGGGCGUUGGGGAGCAUGGCGCCGGAAAGCGGGAUGGGUUGGAUGCUCGACGUGGCCGCUUGAUAGUGGCAUUCUCUUCCCACGCCGUCGAUCGAAGCUCUCAGACGGGAGGGAAGAGCAGUGAGGUUAACCCGCACGCUAGUCCAAACACGGUGGGAAGCCGAGCUGAAGACGAUAAAGGAGAUGAUGUAAAGAGAAGGGACUUAGACCUAUCGGGUGGCACCAUGAGCCACAGGUUUCCUAGGAAGCCCUUCUACGUGUCGUUUUCAGGGAGCCAUGGUGUUAAGGCCGGUAGGAGCAACCACGUUGACGGCAAAGAUGGAGCCCCUCGAAGCAACAGCACUAACAGGUUCAGCAUUGGUUUGAGAUCCCGCUUUUCUAACUGCAAUAGCCUGUCCCAGAGAUACAGGGGCAACCACGCUUUUCAUACCCCUACCCCCAACCACUCAUUUAGUCAUGCAGUGUUAAAGAAUACACUAUCUGUCCCUGAGGACGACCUACUCCAGCAGUUCAAAAGGGAAGAGCUACCAUCACCUGGUAGCUUUAGCGCUCACUACCUGUCAAUGUUCCUGCUCACUGCGGCCUGCCUCUUCUUUUUGCUACUGGGCCUCGUGUACCUUAGGAUGAGAGGGUCCGGAUCAUCGGAGGUGGAUGGAAUAGUUAGGAGCCACCCCUUUGGCAGUGAGUUUGACUCUUCUUAUGAGAAGACAGAGAAGGAUGUGAUCCUGGAGCUUCUGCUCAAUCUUCAUGACCACUUAGCCCUCAUUGCUGGCCAGCAUGACUGUGGAGACCAGCAGCAUCCAAAUAGGAGUGUGUCGAUUGAUGAGGCCUCUGCAUAUUUAGUGGCUCAGAAUCAGGAAUUUCAAAACUUCAUUUAUACCUCUCUGGAGUGGAUCGUCCGGACGGGCCAGGAUGUUGGUAUAAGGUUGACUGGACAAGUAGCUGAUGAUCCAGUGACUAAUGUGUCUGAGAUAUCUCGGCUGGAGUCCACACAUCCCAAGAUGCCCUUCACGUGCCGUUUUCGCCGAGCCUUUCUCACCGUGAUCAGCAGAGUUCUCCUCAUCACAGUUGUGGGAUGCUUUGUUUGGAGUGUGGUCUGCUACAUGAAGUAUCGCUGGAGGAGAGAAGAGGAGGAGACUAGGCACAUGUAUGAUAUGGUGGAAAAAAUAAUUGAUGUGUUGAGAACACACGGUGAUGCUUGCCAAGAAAACCAAGACCUGCAGCCCUACCUGCCAAUUCCCCAUGUCAGAGACUCCUUGAUUCAGCCACAGGAUAGGAAGAAAAUGAAGAACAUUUGGGAGCAGGCAGUGAAAUUCGUCACAGCAAAUGAGUCCAGGAUUCGAACAGAAACUCAAAGGAUUGGUGGAGCAGACUUCCUUGUUUGGAGGUGGAUCCAGCCUUCCUUCAGUUUUGACAAGACCUCCUCGAUGUCAUCCAAAGUCUGGCAGGGAAAGGCUUUCCCUCUGGACAGGAGGAAUUCGCCUCCCAACAGCCUGACCCCAUGUCUGAAAAUCCGAAACAUGUUUGACCCAGUCAUGGAGGUUGGGGAUAACUGGGAUCUAGCCAUCCAUGAGGCCAUCCUGGAAAAGUGUAGUGACAAUGAUGGUAUUGUCCAUAUCGCUGUUGAUAAAAACUCACGAGAAGGUUGUGUCUAUGUGAAGUGUCUCUCUGCAGAACACUCAGGGAAAGCCUUCAAGGCACUUCACGGCUCCUGGUUUGAUGGUAAACUGGUGACGGUCAAGUAUCUGCGUUUGGAUCGAUAUCAUCAGCGAUUCCCUCAGGCACAGGGCUGUUGCACACCACUGAAGGCCUCUUGCCUUCCCCUAAAAUUCCCCAGCACCGUGAACAAUGCGCCCCCCCAGCAGCACCAUGGCUCAGUCAACACUUCAGGCUUCUCAUGAGAUGAUUUUGAGCUUUUGAUGUAACAUUCUCUGUUGUGCCCUUCCACCAUCUCAGCACCAGUGUACUGUGGUUCCUUCACUGCUUUAAAACAGGGGCAACUUCAGUUUGUGUUGGAGGAGAGCUUUUUUUUUCACAACUUUGUUUUGUUUUGUUUUUUUCUAUUUUCGGCACAGCCAAUACUAUUCAGUGAUACUGUGUUUUCUAUAAUCUAUGUAAUUGAAAUGCCAUGGGUUUAAGAAAGAAGCAAAAUUGUUCUGGAAUGUUUAGGUUUGUGUGCAGAAACUCCAAUCUACCCUCGACUGUUCCACAGUUUUAACUGAUGUCAUUAUAGAGUUAAUUUGGGCACUGGAUAAAAAUGGCUGCAUGUAUAAGUAGGGCUUGAUCACAAUUUUUUUUGUACAACAUAGUGUGGUGGUUGAAUCCUUGGGUUUCCUAGUUUUUUGUCAUUAUUUAAAAUCAUUAUUUAGUCAAGUGAGGAAGAUGAGAGCAGACAUCUAUAGGUUGUGCUCUAAAUAAACAUGAAUUUAAGAACAA
This is a messenger RNA of Mugil cephalus (flathead mullet), 3120 nucleotides long. It is a transcript of the gene lemd3, whose product is annotated as LEM domain containing 3. Gene Ontology annotation, molecular function: chromatin DNA binding. NCBI's taxonomy places the organism in Eukaryota, Metazoa, Chordata, Actinopteri, Mugiliformes, Mugilidae. The record is from RefSeq and is a predicted model, not a curated record. Gene Ontology annotation, cellular component: nuclear inner membrane. Bases 18 to 2585 code for a protein of 855 amino acids. The transcript is spliced from 13 exons. Gene Ontology annotation, biological process: nuclear envelope organization; negative regulation of BMP signaling pathway.